Ectocarpus sp. CCAP 1310/34 is the source of this 1454-nucleotide messenger RNA. The record is from the annotation of a GenBank genome assembly. Lineage: Eukaryota; Phaeophyceae; Ectocarpales; Ectocarpaceae.
AUGAAGAUGUCGUUCGAGUCCGAGCUCGGCGCGCAGCCCCCCCUCGGCUUCUUUGACCCCCUCGGCCUCCUCAUCGACCAGGUGGUACCGCAAUUGCCACCUUCUUGCCAGUCUUCGCUCUUGGUUAUCUGUGCCGACGGACUAGAGCCUUGGGAGGACCAGGAGCGGUUCGACCGCCUCCGGUACGUGGAGGUGAAGCACGGCCGCAUUUCAAUGCUCGCGGUGGCCGGCCACCUGGUGGCGCAGAACUACAGAUUCCCGGGGUACCUGUCGUACGAUGCGAAGCUCACCUUCGCAGACAUGCCGAACGGCGUGGCUGCUAUCUCCAAGAUCCCGCCGCUUGGGCUUGCCCAGAUCGUCGCCUUCAUCGGCUUCCUGGAGCUAAACGUGAUGAAGAACGUUGAGGGCUCCUUCCCCGGUGACAUGACCAUCGGCGGCAACCCGUUCGCGGCUCAGUGGGACGCCAUGUCGGAGGAGACCAAGCUCUCCAAGCGCGCGAUCGAGCUCAACAACGGCCGCGCCGCACAGAUGGGCAUCCUCGCCAUGAUGAUCCACGAGGAGAUCUCGAACCAGCCCUACAUCAUCAACGAUCUGCUCAACGCGCCCUACACCUUCAACUAGACUCUGUCGGACCUUACGUCGUGUUUUGUUAGCACUCACUCCUUUCUUGCUAUGUGAGACCUUUUGUAGAACUUGUUUUACGGGGCGCGGGAUUUAAGUCGCAAGGUUGUGUCGACAGUGAGUUGCUGGUCGCGCUAUCGGACAGCCAGGGUACCCGCCAUGCUACGUUGUUGGCAUUAACGCGAACUCGUCCGCAUUGUGGCUUUCUAAUGUUGGGGUGACGAAGCAAGCAGCAUCUCGAUACUGGCUUGCUGAAGAUUGAAAGCUUCGUUAUUGGCGUGGAGUGUGGUUUAGGCUGAAGUGAAAUCGAGUUCACCUGUUCCUAUGUUUCCGCACAACAGGGUGCAAGGAGAAUGAACGUCUUCCCUAAGUGGUGGCACAAUUUGCCGUGUUGUUUGUCGCCAUGUGGUUUUGUCUUUUAAGCCUGAACACAUUUUUUUGAACUUAACCACGCAUGGACUGCGUUAUGGUUGAGGAUGUUGUGUUACCUGUGCCUCAAUCGGCUCUGCUCCCAUCGUUGCAAGCGUAAACGUGUGUUGUCGCACGUUUUAAACCAUGUGCGCUCUCACCGAACAGAGGCCAAUGUUGCUAGACCCUGGCGUUGAUUCUCGGCAUGCACCAGAAGCGUGGGUCAUGUUGCGUUACACGCAUGAUGACAUAGCCGCCGAUUUUGUAUUUCUUGGAAUUUUCAAUUUUGUAUAAGCGCCAGAGAACCUCCCUGGAAGUCCUUCAUCGUCGCAAAGCGCUACAAUAUCAAACGUCUUCUAGAAGGGUGUCUCGAUCAUCGGCAUCUAGUCCCCAUCGGCUAAACGGCGUUUCAACAAGCACGUUCU